Molecule: messenger RNA, 700 nt
Organism: Venturia canescens
Lineage: Eukaryota; Metazoa; Arthropoda; Insecta; Hymenoptera; Ichneumonidae
Gene: MED9
Product: mediator complex subunit 9
Exons: 3
Coding region: 154-513 (119 amino acids)
Biological process (GO): regulation of transcription by RNA polymerase II
Cellular component (GO): mediator complex
Molecular function (GO): transcription coregulator activity
Source: RefSeq, a predicted model, not a curated record
UAUUUUCCGCCCGCCAUCUUAGAAUUUGUGAAAUGUACUAACUGAUUUUUAUCUACAAUAGAAAAUAUUACAGUUACAAGUUUUGUACAUUGGAAUUAUUAUAUCUUUGUGAAAGACAUGUCAUGAAUAUUUUUUGUCAAGUGAGUUCGUAUCAUGGAAGUUGUCGAAUUGCCAGAAGAAACUGUCACUCCCCCACGAAACAACCAGUUCACGGUUGAUGAUCUUGACGUCGAAAUACUCCCGUUGAUUUACGAGAUUAUAAGAAGUGUGGAAAAAGACCCUCACGACACAUCACAGAAGGCUAAAGAGUCUCAGGACACCAGUCAUAAAAUUUUAGAAUUGCAGAAAAAACUGGACUCAGUGAGGUCACAGAUUAAACGAUUGCCAGGAAUCGAAUUCAGCAAGGAAGAUCAGCUCCAAAAAUUAGAAACUCUGAGGAAGCAGUUGAGAUUAAAACGCGAGCUAUUGCUCAAAUAUCGUAACACAUGUACUUUUGAAAUACCAAAAGUUUAGUCUGAAUUAUUAUUACGAUAAAAUUCAAUUCUUAACAUUUUUCCAUUUGUGUGAUAAAUUUAUGAAAAUUAAUAAGUCGUGAGGGAAUUAAAUCUUUGUCGCGAUGGUGUUGAGGUUUUUGAUGCGUUAUCUUGCAAAUAACGAGAAUCUUGUAAAUAAAUUGGCACAAUCAAAGCCUAUGAGACGA